This is a messenger RNA of Aspergillus novofumigatus IBT 16806, 351 nucleotides long. RefSeq lists its product as uncharacterized. NCBI's taxonomy places the organism in Eukaryota, Fungi, Ascomycota, Eurotiomycetes, Eurotiales, Aspergillaceae. Bases 1 to 351 code for a protein of 116 amino acids. The record is from RefSeq and is a predicted model, not a curated record. The transcript has a single exon.
AUGGUGGACAACGACCGCCGCCCCGUGAACUUUGCCGAAUUAUGGCCUACCAUCGCCAACUGGUUCGGGCUCAGGGGAGUAGGACCCUCAGAAACUGGUGACGCUUUGAAGCCGGGAGAAUAUGUAAGCAAGUUCCGUCAUCUGUUCACCGAGAACGGACCACCAAAAGGCGUGACGCGUGGUGUAGUUGCUGGAAGUACCCAGUUGGAUUCCCUGGGAUGGUGGCUAUCUUUCGAUCGUCAUUUGAGCUCAGAGAGAUUGCGUAGGGUAGGGUUCACUGAGAAAAGAGACCCCGUUGAGGGCUGGCUGGAUGCUUUUGAGAGAUUCAGCAAAGCUGGAAUUAUCCUUUAA